Molecule: messenger RNA, 2226 nt
Organism: Fukomys damarensis (Damara mole-rat)
Lineage: Eukaryota; Metazoa; Chordata; Mammalia; Rodentia; Bathyergidae
Gene: Glra4
Product: glycine receptor alpha 4 (pseudogene)
Exons: 9
Coding region: 339-1709 (456 amino acids)
Biological process (GO): regulation of membrane potential; chemical synaptic transmission; nervous system process
Cellular component (GO): neuron projection; plasma membrane; synapse
Molecular function (GO): transmembrane signaling receptor activity; transmitter-gated monoatomic ion channel activity; chloride channel activity
Source: RefSeq, a predicted model, not a curated record
CCAAGACUCUCCAGGGUUUGGAGAGUGAUUGCUGCCCAAAGAGAAUCUUUUUUACUUCCCUGGCGAAAGGCCCUCUGCAGCCCAAGGCGAGCCUGAGCUGGAGCCGCUAGGGUUAUCUGUGUCAGGAUCAUUUCCGGGGGAAUAGCUCUGGACCCUGACUGGUAAAGACAGGGCAAAGGAGAGGAGACAGAAGAAGAGAGUCCAACUCCUAACCCAGCCCCUUUGCUCACUGUGAGUAGCCCAAGUUGGAGGAAGGUACUGUACUGUGGGUGUUCUGCAGGGAUAUCCCCUCUCACCUUGGCAGUCAGGCUGAGAAAGGGCUCCAAGGUCCCCGUGGAAUGACGACUCUUGUUCCUGCAACCCUCUCCUUCCUUCUCCUCUGGACCCUGCCAGGGCAGAUCCUCCUCAGGGUGGCCUUGGCAAAAGAUGUCAAAUCUGGGACCAAGGGGUCUCUGCCCAUGUCCCCUUCUGAUUUCCUAGACAAGCUUAUGGGGCGAACAUCUGGAUAUGAUGCCAGGAUUCGGCCCAAUUUUAAAGGCCCACCAGUGAAUGUGACCUGCAACAUCUUCAUCAACAGUUUUGGCUCCGUAACUGAGACCACCAUGGACUAUCGGGUAAAUGUCUUCUUGAGGCAACAGUGGAAUGAUCCACGCCUGGCCUACCAAGAAUAUCCUGAUGACUCACUGGACCUCGAUCCUUCCAUGCUGGACUCUAUCUGGAAGCCAGACCUGUUCUUUGCUAAUGAAAAAGGGGCCAACUUCCAUGAAGUGACGACAGACAACAAGUUGCUGCGCAUCUUCAAGAAUGGGAAUGUGCUCUACAGCAUCAGAUUAACCCUCAUUUUGUCCUGCCCAAUGGACCUCAAGAACUUCCCCAUGGACAUCCAGACUUGCACAAUGCAGCUGGAAAGCUUUGGCUAUACCAUGAAUGAUCUCGUGUUUGAGUGGCUGGAAGAUGCUCCUGCUGUCCAAGUAGCUGAGGGGCUGACUCUGCCCCAGUUUAUCUUGCGGGAUGAAAAGGAUCUAGGCUAUUGUACCAAGAACUACAAUACUGGGAAAUUCACCUGCAUCGAGGUAAAAUUUCACCUGGAACGGCAGAUGGGCUACUAUCUGAUUCAGAUGUACAUCCCUAGCCUACUCAUCGUCAUUCUGUCCUGGGUCUCCUUCUGGAUCAACAUGGAUGCUGCCCCUGCCCGUGUAGGCCUUGGUAUCACCACUGUGCUCACCAUGACAACCCAGAGCUCUGGCUCCCGGGCCUCUUUGCCUAAGGUGUCCUACGUGAAGGCAAUCGACAUCUGGAUGGCUGUGUGUCUGCUCUUCGUGUUCGCUGCCCUGCUGGAGUAUGCUGCUGUCAAUUUUGUCUCUCGUCAGCAUAAGGAAUUCAUGAGAUUUCGAAGAAGGCAGAGGCGCCAACGCAUAGAGGAAGACAUCAUACGAGAAAGCCACUUCUACCUCCGUGACUAUGGCCUAGGCCACUGCUUACAGGGAAGGGAUGGAGGCCCAAUGAAAGCUUCUAGUAUAUAUAGCCCCCAACCUCCAGCUCCUCUUCUAAAAAAGGGAGAAACCAUGCGGAAACUGUAUGUGGAUCAAGCUAAAAGAAUUGACACCAUCUCCCGAGCUGUUUUCCCUUUUACUUUUCUCAUCUUCAAUAUCUUCUACUGGGUUGUCUAUAAAGUGCUACGGUCAGAAGAUAUCCACCAGGCACUGUGAAUUGGUGGGAGAUAUGGAGUCCAGCUGCUGGCUUCCUGCUUUCUCCUGGGUGGGCUUUUCCUCUCUAUUAGAUUCCAUCAAGGACUUAGACAAUUUCUUCCUGAUCUUUCUCCCUCUCAGAACAACUACCAGUACCACAACUAUAUGGGCCUAUACUGCAUAGUGACAAUGGUGGCUGUACUUACAGGAUGGCUCAUCUACCCUAAUCCAGAUUUUCUCCAUACUCUACCACUUCUCAUGAGAAUAAAGCUUGGGCAUGUUCCCGUGGCCAGGAUGACUUGCUUCCCUUUCUGGGGACCCUCUGUUUUCCACUAUUUUAGUGCAGAAUAUUUAGGCCACUGCUAUUAUACCCUGGUGUUUCUCAUCUUAAUCUGCACCACUCCUCACCCUUCAACCAUCUACCCAAAGGCUGGCCUUUACUUGGCCCUCUGUUCCUUCUAAUGCAUGCUCAAAUAGAGCCCUUUCCUAUCCACAAGUGCUGCCCUGUGUGACCAGUCAGGCUUUCUUACAGUGAGAG